UAGUAUAGAAAAAAACUUCAAAAUAGUACGGCUUCACACACAUUCCCGCAUCAUUAAACGAAUGUCUAACGCGAAAGUAUCAAACUAGCACCGCAAUACAGUUCAGAAUCGCUCGCACUAUCUUGGCCGCCGUCUCGUUCUUGCAACCGAACGCUUUCGAGUUUUCCCGUUCACGAUAUUCCAACUCAAAAUACGCCAAAAAUGACGUCGAGCCAGUGUUGUUUCGAAAACAGUGUCUCGCGUUUCUUUCAACUGACGCCGCGCGCCCGCUCACCAUUUAUUAUUUGGAAUUUUCCGAUCGACUGAUUACUGUCCGCGGCGGGGAGUCUAGUCGCUUUCGAAAAAGAUAAUAAAAAUUUUCUCAGCGACCGAACGGACGUCGCAAGCGGUGCUGUAAAUUGGUAAUAAUUCCGUUGAUUACACAGUAGUAAUACAUUGCCCGAAUAUGGGUUAGCGGCAAGGAAUUCCGAGAUCUUGCGACCAUUGACUUCUGUGAUACUUCAUAGUUUGUUUGUGUGUGUUUUCUAUUUUGUUUGUUUGAUAGUUGUGUACAGUGCAUUCCAAUCGUGAAAGUUACUAUAGAUUUGUGUUUUUGUGGUGUUUCGGAUUGUUUUGGAUGCCAGGAGUGGCCUGGGAGGAUGACCUAACGGACUCAUCAUCAGCGUCAGCUGAUCGCCGAACGUAAAAAAAGAAACAAACCACCGAAGUACGACAUUCCAAAGCAAAUGUACCUAAAAUAAAAGACAUAAGAGGCUUGAAGAACGAGCGCGAACGCAGGCGAGCACACGCGAACGCGAGCGAAGCGAACAGAGCGAGAUUAGACUGACGCGAGCGCGAACACAAAAGCACACAAAUGAAGAUGCUGCCCCAACAGUAUUGUUUAAGGUGGAAACACCAUCAUUCGAAUGUACAGAAUAUGUUCGCACAGCUGCUAGAAAAAGAGCGGUUCUGCGACGUGACACUGUACUGUUCACCGAGCUUCGCGACGCAGGUCCCCAAUAAAGACACGGUGGACCCCCACCACAUACGAGGGGUGUCUCUCAGGGCACACAGGGUUGUGUUAGCAGCAUGCUCGGAGCUCCUGGGCGCUUUGCUGGGCGCCCACGAAGCGCAGGGCGAGCCUGUGCUGGUCAUAGACGGCGCCGAGCCCAGACAUCUGAGGGCGCUGCUGGAUUACAUGUAUACUGGAGAGAUGAACGUGCAUCAUUGUAAAGUGAGCAUAAGGUGCAGUUCUGUGCUUGUCAUAGACGGCGCCGAGCCCAGACAUCUGAGGGCGCUGCUGGAUUACAUGUAUACGGGAGAGAUGAACGUCCACCAUUCACAGUUGGCGAGCCUUCUCAAGACGGCCGAGGAGCUGCGCAUCAAAGGCCUCACAGAUAUACGGUGGAACAAUAAAGAUGAGCCGCCUGACUGCGAGACAGGAGUAGUAACAGCCGUCCCAACACCAUUGAAACCGGAAGCGAAGCAGCCCGCAGCAGAGAAGCAGCCGUCGCCCAAACCGAAGUCGCCGAAGCAUUCCCCAGUGAAGUCCCCGAAGCAGAUGGAAGCAGAAGUGAAGAAAGAGACUGAAGAUGAGGUGGAUAUUAAACCAGAGAAAUACACGGUUAAUGGUGGCCCACCUCCUCUCAUAAAACUACCUACAAAAGAGAAACCCAGUCCGCCGAAGAGAGAGCAUUCAGAUUCAGAAACACCCAGUCCGAAGAGACAACGGCUCGCGAGCGGGACGGAACACACAGACGACGAGUCCGCUUCGCAUUCGUUACCUGACACGGGGAGAGAACGUGACCCAGAAUGGCAGCACGGGAAUCUGGAUAUAACAGCAGAACGUGUGGUCGGUUGGGGCGGAGGCCCGGAAUCAGCAGGCGACUGGUCGCGAGAGCCGUCGGACGAUGAGUGGGCCGAUGCUCCCACGGAUAUCGGGUCCUUCCUGCACACUAGAUUGAGGGUCGAUGGAGACAACAGCGCUGACGACGAGUCAAACGACAGCGCCGGCGGCGCGCGGUCGGUCUCGUCGGUCGCGGCGUCGUCGUCGUCGGUCGCCGACCGGACCGACGUCAAGGUGGAGCCGUUCGCGAUCACGCCACAGACCAAUAAACCGACGGUAGGCCCCAAAUCUGGCCCCACGGACCCUCGUUUCACAGACGUGGUGAAGCUGACGGACUACUUACAACACGGACGGAGGCCGCAGUUCUGGGAGGAGCACUAUGUUAAGAGGGUAAUGGAAGCAGUACGUAUGAAGGAGCUGGAGAUGAAGCAAGCGGCAGAGAUUCUCGGCGUGAGCUACGGGACGCUGUACGGGCGGUACAGAGACGUGUACGGGUGCAUCAACAGGCCGUACCGCAAGCAAGAGAUCCUCGGCGUGAGCUACGGGACGCUGUACGGGCGGUACAGAGACGUGUACGGGUGCAUCAACAGGCCGUACCGAACGGCCCGCGACUUCUGGCAAGCCAAAGGCCCGUCCGAAGUGCUGGAGCGACUGCAGCGCGGCGAGAUCUCGGUGGAGGCGGCGUCUCUAGCGCUCGGCGUCAGCGUCAACAACCUGGCCGCGUACAUGGCCGACUUCCCGCAGACGCAUCAGGAGAAAGAGUUCGAGCCGAUCCCCAUAGAGAUAGACCCGUCUCUAAAGAUGCGGCCUCGCACGUACAGCGCCGGCUCCGUCGCCGCCAAGCCGCCGCCAAGGAAACUAGCGCCAGUACCAGAAAAGCCAUUCCCCGCGAAGCCCGGCUCUCUCGACGGCGCGUUGGCCGCGGGUGAUCCCUUCCGCAAGCUGGCGCCUGCGUCGCUGACCGUCGCGCCCACCGCCUCGGAUAAGGUAAAAACAGCUACUAAGGACAUCUAG
Messenger RNA from Ostrinia nubilalis (European corn borer), 2839 nucleotides. RefSeq lists its product as uncharacterized. The transcript is spliced from 19 exons. Gene Ontology annotation, cellular component: nucleus. Lineage: Eukaryota; Metazoa; Arthropoda; Insecta; Lepidoptera; Crambidae. Gene Ontology annotation, molecular function: protein binding. Bases 854 to 2839 code for a protein of 661 amino acids. Gene Ontology annotation, biological process: regulation of transcription by RNA polymerase II. The record is from RefSeq and is a predicted model, not a curated record.